Tachyglossus aculeatus (Australian echidna) is the source of this 5687-nucleotide messenger RNA. RefSeq names its product crumbs cell polarity complex component 1 (gene CRB1). NCBI's taxonomy places the organism in Eukaryota, Metazoa, Chordata, Mammalia, Monotremata, Tachyglossidae. The transcript has 12 exons. Gene Ontology annotation, cellular component: protein-containing complex; plasma membrane. Gene Ontology annotation, biological process: heterophilic cell-cell adhesion; establishment or maintenance of epithelial cell apical/basal polarity. Gene Ontology annotation, molecular function: calcium ion binding. The record is from RefSeq and is a predicted model, not a curated record. The coding region runs from base 127 to 4341 and encodes 1404 amino acids.
AUGGAGUGGACUCCGAAGACGAGUGGGUUGUUUAUCUAGUCUGUGAGGUGAAGGGAGCAGAAUCGAGAUCAGCAGGUGGCAAUGGAACCCAAGCCACGCAGAUGAGGAUGUCCUCUAAAACUGAUCAUGGCUCUUUCAAGAAUUAACUCUCUUCUCAUCCUUUACCUGAAUGUCCUGCUGCUCCUUCACAUAAAAAGAUCCCUCUUCGUUCUGAAUGGAACUACGUGUGGCUCCAAGUCCUGUGGUGAGAAUGCUUCCUGCGAGGCUGCUCCCGUCGACAGGAUUUCCCACUGCCCAGACACACCCGGGAGUUCGAAAGGAGACCAUGAGCCGGAUCCUUGCUCCUCAAACCCUUGUCCACACAACACAACUUGUCUGAGUACCCCAGGGGAGCACACCUUUACCUGCGAGUGCCCUCCUGGGCACAGCGGCAAGACCUGCCUAACAUCCAGUGGGCCCUGUGACACCAACCCCUGCCAGCAUGGAGGCUUAUGCCACCCGGACCUCGGCCGUCCAAUCUGCUCCUGCCCCGUCGGACUCACUGGUCAGUUCUGUGAGAGCGAGGUCAUGGAGUGCUCGUUGAACCCUUGCUACAACGGUGCUUUGUGCAGAGAUGGAAUCGAUGGCUACUCCUGCUACUGCGUCCCGGGAUAUCAAGGCAGGCGCUGUGAGCUGGAAGUGGAUGAGUGCGUUUCGGAUCCGUGUCAGAAUGGGGCCGUGUGUCUCAAUCUGAUAGGAAGAUAUGUCUGUGUCUGCCCACCGGACUACACGGGGGUUAACUGCGAGGUGGAAAUUACAGCCUGUUGGUCCCAGCCUUGUCUGAAUGGUGCAACCUGUCAUGCGUCACUGAGGGGCUACGUCUGUCGCUGCGCCCAGGGAUUCCUUGGAGAAAGAUGUGAGAUUGACGUCGACGAGUGUAUAAGCCAACCGUGUCUUCACCAGGGGCAGUGCACAGAUGGUGACAACAGCUACUCAUGCAAUUGUUCCGGAAGCGGCUUCACAGGGUCAUACUGUGAAAUCUUCCUGCCUCCGUGUUGGUCGAAACCCUGCUUCAAUAAUGCUACAUGUGAGGACGGAGCUGAGAAUUAUACUUGCCAGUGCUGGCCAGGUUACACAGGCCCCCAAUGCGAGACUGAUAUUAGUGAAUGUAGCAGCAAUCCAUGCCUUUAUGAGAGCAAAUGUGUAGAGCUGUCUUGGAAGAGUCAGUAUGGAAUCACUGCAGAGUUGCCUUUGGAGUUCAGCUACGACAAAGCAUCGGGGUAUUUGUGUCAGUGUCAGCCUGGAUUCACAGGGAUCCACUGUGAAGAAGAUAUUGAUGAGUGUCUCUCGAAUCCUUGCCAAAAUGGUGGGACUUGUGAAAACUCACUCGGGAACUACACGUGUCGCUGCCCAGCUGGAGAUGAAGAUGGGAUAUUUUAUGGAGGCAGAGAUUGCAAUGACAUCCUUCUGGGCUGCUCUGGGCAGCACUGUCAGAACGGAGGAUCAUGUCUCCCACACUUAAGAAAUGGCCAACAUGGAUUCAGUUGCCUUUGUUCCCCCGGGUAUACCGGUUCUCACUGCAAAACUGUCACCACCUUUUCGUUUGAAGGAAAUAGUUUCCUCUGGAUUCCCAGGAGAACAAGCCCCAUGAAAGAAUCCCACCCUAACAUCACCAUCAGUUUUCAGACCAUUCAGCCGACGGCCCUUCUCAUCUUCCGAGGGAAUCAAGAUACAUACGUGAAACUCGAGCUGAUGAAUGGCUACAUCCGCUUAUCGAUUCAAGUCUCUCAACAGCUCAGAGUCCUUCUGCACAUUUCACACAAUUCCAGUGACGGAGAAUGGCAUUCAGUGGAGGUAAUCUUGGCGGAAGCUGUAACACUUAGCUUAUUCGACAGCUCCUGUGGAGAAAAAUGUGUCAAUAAAACUGCUUCUCCAAUAGAUCGUGACCAACUGGCCCUUGCAUUCCAAAACACAUUUUUGGGAGGCUUGCCGGUGGACAGGGAGAGUGACGGUGACUCGCUCCCUGGUAUCUAUAGUACGCAUUCUGCAACUUCGUUUGUUGGCUGUCUUCAAGACAUUGAAAUAGACUCAAAUCUUAUUAUCCCUGAGGAUAUUCCACUGGGUUCGUCCCAGAAUGUCAAAGUAGGCUGUGAUAAAAAGGACUGGUGUCAAAGCCACCCCUGUCAAAACAGGGGACACUGCAUCAACUUGGGGCUCAGAUACCAGUGCGAAUGCUACAGGCCCUAUUAUGGCCCAGACUGCACAAGAGAGUACACAGCGGCUAGAUUUGGACAGGAUGACUCCAUGGGAUAUGCCGCUUUCACAGCUGAAGGAAGUCAGGACCAGAACAUCACUCUCUCCAUGUUUGUUCGAACCCGCAGAUCGUCUGGUUUAUUACUGGCUGCGGAGAACAAUGCAUCUCAGUACAUUCGAGUCUGGCUGGAACAAGGAAGACUAGCCCUCCUGAUUCCUAAUUCGCCCAAAUUGUUAGGGAAAACUAUGCUGAGUGAUGGGAAUAUGCACCUGAUAUCUUUAAAAACGGAUCCAGAUAAGACUGAGGUGUUUCAAUCUUCCCAAAAUCUAGGCUAUAUCCUUGCUCCCCCUCCAAAAAUCCAAGUUGGAGAUGUCCUCUAUAUCGGAGGCUUACCAGGGCAACAUGAGACUGAAAUGAACGGUGGCUAUUUCAAAGGCUGCAUCCAAGAUGUGAGAUUAAAUAACCAACGACUGGAGUUUUUCCCUCUCCCGCCAGACAAGUCAACUUGGAAUCAGCUUCUUGUGAACGUGACCCCUGGCUGUUCUGGAGACAACCUCUGUAAGUCCAGCCCUUGCCAAAACCGGGGGGUUUGCUACUCCAUCUGGGAUGACUUCACAUGCUCGUGCCCCCCGAACACGGCAGGAAAGGCCUGUGAGGAAGUGAAGUGGUGUGAACUCAGCCCCUGCCCUCCAGAAGCACGAUGCCAGUUGGUGCCCCAAGGAUUUGAGUGUAUUGCUAGCGCCCUUUUCAAUGGGCGAGGCAGUGUGAUAUUUUACAGAAGCAAUGGGAAGAUUACCAGAGAUCUCACCAACGUCACUCUUGGCUUCCGGACGAGGGACACUGACACCAUCCUACUAUACGCUGAAAAGGAACCGGAGUUCAUUACCAUUGCCAUCCGAGAGUCUAAAUUACUUUUCCAGCUGCAAAGUGGCAACAGCUUCUAUGUGUUGAGCCUGACAAGUCCACAGUCAGUGAGUGAUGCCACUUGGCACCAAGUAACCCUCUCCAUGACCGAUCCCCUAACCCAGUCCUCCAGGUGGAUAAUGCAGGUGGAUGAUCCGAAAUCCACCGUGACUAGUUCGGUCGCCACUGGCAACCUCAACUUUCUGAGGGAAGAGACGGACAUUUAUGUGGGGAACAAGGCUUUUGACCAUCUGGAUGGCCUCAGAGGGUGUCUGAGUGCGAUAGAAAUCAGUGGCAUUUAUCUCUCUUACUUCGAAAGCACCGAUGGACACACUGAAAAACCACAGGAAGAACAGUUUCUCAAAAUCUCUGCCAACUUGGUGGCGACAGGCUGUCUGCAUCUGGAUGCAUGCAGUUCGGCACCUUGUCUUCACGGGGGAGAUUGUGAGGACACCUAUGAUUCCUAUCGAUGUGCAUGUCCCACGGGAUGGACGGGGAUGCGCUGUGAGAUCAACAUCGACGAAUGCCUAUCCAACCCCUGCGUUCACGGCAACUGCUCCGACCGAGUCGCCAGCUACGUGUGUGUGUGUGAGCCCGGUUACACUGGUGUGAAUUGUGAAGUUGACGUGGACAACUGCAGAGGCCACCAGUGUGCCAACGGGGCCACGUGUGUCGAUGGGAUCAAUGGCUAUUCGUGUCUGUGUUUCGGGAACUUUACCGGAAAGCUGUGCCGACAUGCCAGAUUACCCUCAACAUUCUGUGGGAAUGAGAGGAGAAAUCUUACUUGCUACAACUACGGCAACUGCACGGAGGUCGGAGGGGAACUGAAGUGCUUGUGUCGGUCCGGGUUCACUGGAGAAAGGUGUGACAAGGAUAUUGAUGAAUGCGACUCUGACCCCUGUCUGAAUGGAGGCUUGUGUCAGAACCUGCUCAACAGAUAUCAGUGCAUCUGUGACGUCAACUUUGCCGGCGAACACUGUGAGAUAGAUUUGGCAGAUGACGUGCUCUCCGCCAUUUUCACUGCUGCUGGCUCGAUCACCCUGGCCUUGCUGCUAGUCCUCUUCCUGGCGGUCGUUGCUUCCGUCGUGACCACCAACAAACGGGCCACCCAGGGGACCUACAGCCCCAGUCGCCAGGAGAAGGAGGGGGCCCGAGUGGAGAUGUGGAGCCUGGUCCAGCCCCCGCCGAUGGAAAGACUGAUUUAGACCAAUCCAAUUCCCUUGCCAAGGCGCCGGCUAAGGAAAUCAUCAGUGUAAAAUCUCAGUUUGUCUCAUGCCAAGAAACUUCCGUCUGAAGACUCGAUCUAGGAAAAGUGACAGAGUACCCUUAAUCAUCACAAGAUCCUUAACGUUACUGCAAAUCCUCUCUGAUUUGAAUUGGCAAACAUCCAGCUGUUUCUGUGCCCGACGUGGGAAUUUCAGCAGUUCACUCAGGAGGCAGUGACUCCCAAGGUUGGCACGAGCCCCAGGGUGGGGGUGGAGGGGUAAACAGUUGAAUCCUUCUGGGCAUGCCAUUUCCGUAGAAAACAACUGAAAAAUGAAAAAACAGUGACAAGUGAACCCGUUAUUGACUGAUGGAUCAAUAUUGUGAAAGGCAGUGGAAAUAUGACAAGUCGUAUCCUUUCAUUGUUGAAUCGAACUCAAAGGAAUCAGUGGAGAUUGAUUGAUAUCAUGCUGUAGCACAGCACGUUUAAAUGUCUCUCUUCUCCCUUGAAAUGUUCUUGUAUUAUCUGUUGUCAAACCACCCAGAGAGACACAAGCCUCUUUGACAUACACGAACAUUCAUGCUUUUAUAUCGGACCUUUGGUUCCCAAACCCUUAAUCCGUUGACAGGGAAAACUGACAUGUGUCCGUGUCUCGAGUUCUAUUGUGAGCAGGGCUUUUAGGGCUGAUUCAGAAGACCCGAAAGGGCAUCCAGGACAACCUGGAAACUGAAGCCUGGUGCUGUGGUCAAGACUUACCUGUUGGGGAAACAAUGAGAAGAGGUCCAGGGAAGCUGCUGCCAAUUUUCUGCUGCCAGAUCGAAGCCCUCUGGUGAGUUUUAUCCAGAAUAAAAUUUGUUCACUGGAGGAAUGCUAUUGGUCUACUGUUCCAAAUAUUCUAAGGUAAGGAGGAAGAUCUGAUUCAUCCAAAGAAAAUUAGUGUUCAAAUAACCAGAUUCUGGGCCUGAAAAAUAGAAUUUUCUGACAAGUAACAAGUACUAGAACCCUCCUACAGGAGGGGAGGGAUAUCAAUGGGCACUGCGCCCCUGUCCCUGGCAGAACCAGACGUCAGUGAGGAUAAGAGAGAGCUCCUUAUUCCUGCCUCUUGCUUUACCCCUUCACUUCCAGACAACCUCCAGGGAGGACUUUCCGGUAAAGGUAUGAUUGAGGGGUUAAAACGAUUUGGACAAAUUAAUGAGUUUUUCCCUAUUGUGUUCAACUAGAGAUAAGAUCAGGCUUUUAGAAUGCUUCAAAUUCCAGGUACGAUUUUAGCUUUGAAAAAGAAUCCCUGGUCCAGGGGUUCCCUGUACUGUGGAGGGAGUAGGGGAAAGGGGAGCUAAUGGCUGGGAA